Molecule: messenger RNA, 2767 nt
Organism: Nilaparvata lugens (brown planthopper)
Lineage: Eukaryota; Metazoa; Arthropoda; Insecta; Hemiptera; Delphacidae
Product: gastrula zinc finger protein XlCGF57.1-like
Exons: 5
Coding region: 255-1850 (531 amino acids)
Biological process (GO): regulation of transcription by RNA polymerase II
Cellular component (GO): nucleus
Molecular function (GO): RNA polymerase II transcription regulatory region sequence-specific DNA binding; DNA-binding transcription factor activity, RNA polymerase II-specific
Source: RefSeq, a predicted model, not a curated record
ACACUUUGAAAUUCAACGUGAGACUCGUACUCGUAUCAAUGUUACCGUAGUAGAAAUCACCCCUGAUAAACACCUUUCAAGUUCUCUUCCAAUUUUCAUACAUUUUACAGAUUUCAAAUUGGAUUCUCAUUACCCGCUAAACGAUGGAAGUGCAAUAGUAACGCAUCCUAGUAGCAAAAAUUAGAACUACUAGAAGUACACUAAAGAAGAAAUUGGACGGAGUACACAUUUCUAGGCACAGCGUUUCCUGUCACAUGUCUCCAGUGGUGUUAGUCAUGAAUGAGGUAAACAAUAACAAUUUUCAUGAAAACAAAUCAGUGGAGGAGGAUGAAGAGGCGGAGAAGAAGGAUGACAGAGGAGAAGCAAAACAAGGAGAAUAUGACGAUGAUAUUGAUGUCUGGGAUCACAUCAAGGAUGAAAUAGAAAUUGACGAAAAACCAUUUCAGUUUCCCAUGGAGGAUAUUCCUUGUAAUAUUACUGUUGCUUCAGUAAAUCAUAUUCAGAUGGCGACAGUUACUGUUAAAAAGGAGGAGGAGGAGGAUGAUAGCAGCCAGCAACCAGCUGCAGUGGAAGAUGAUAGCAGCCAGCAACCAGCUGCAGUGGAAGAUGAUUGCAGCCAACAACAUUAUCUAAUCCCUGGCUACAACAUGAUCUUCAUCAAAGAGGAGGCAUAUGAUGAUCAAGAGGCUGAAGUAAGUUCAGUGAAGAGGGAACCAGAGAUGUGGCCUUCAAACUGCAGCACAUCUGGCCGAGACUAUGCAACAGACGUGGGUGGACUGAUUGAGCAUUCAAUCUCUCCAGUGGAAAAGUGCACUGAGUCAUCAGUGGCUGGUAAAAAGACCAAACUCUACAGCUGUGCUCACUGUAGCUAUAAAACACCAUCGUUUUUUAAUUUGAAGAUACACAUUAGAAAACACACUGGAGAAAAACCAUUCAAUUGCGAGUUUUGUGACUACAAAAGUGCUAAGUUAGGUAGUUUGAAAAUACAUAUCAAAAGACAUACUGGAGAAAAACCUUUCAGCUGCGAGUUUUGUGAAUACAAAAGUGCUCAUUUACGCUGUUUGAAAAUUCAUACCAGUAAACAUACUGGUGAAAAACCUUUCAGCUGCGAGUUUUGUGAAUACAAAAGUGCUGCGUUAGGUAGUUUGAAAAAACAUAUCAGAACACAUACUGGCGAAAAAACUUUCAGUUGCAAGUUUUGUAACUUUAAAAGUGCUUAUUUGGGUAAUUUGAAAGUACAUAUCAGAAAACAUACUGGCGAAAAACCUUUCAGCUGCGAGUUUUGUGACUUCAAAAGUGCUCAUUUGAAUAGUUUGAAAGUACAUAUCAGAAAACAUACUGGCGAAAAACCUUUCAGUUGCAAGUUUUGUAACUAUAAAAGUGCUUAUUUGGGUCAUUUGAAAGUACAUACCACAAAACAUACUGGUGAAAAACCUUUCAGCUGCGAGUUUUGUGACUUCAAAAGUGCUCAAUCAGGUCAUUUGAAAAUUCAUACCAGAAAACAUACAGAAGAAAAACCUUUCAGCUGCGAGUUUUGUGACUUCAAAAGUGCUCAUUUGAAUAGUUUGAAAGUACAUAUCAGAAAACAUACUGGCGAAAAACCUUUCAGUUGCAAGUUUUGUAACUAUAAAAGUGCUCAUUUGGGUCAUUUGAAAGUACAUACCACAAAACAUACUGGUGAAAAACCUUUCAGCUGCGAGUUUUGUGACUUCAAAAGUGCUCAAUCAGGUCAUUUGAAAAUUCAUACCAGAAAACAUACAGAAGAAAAACCUUUCAGCUGCGAGUUUUGUGACUUCAAAAGUGCUCAUUCGAGUAGUUUGAAAGUACAUAUCAGAACUCAUACAAGAUAAAAACCUUUCAGCUGUCAGCUUUGCGACAACAAAAGUGCUAGGUUAUAUAAUUUGAAAAGACAUAUCAUAAAACAUACAGGAGAAGAAACUCCUAGCUUUACAAAUUUCUCUGAGUUAGGCUAUGCCAUCACUAGCAAAUCUGAAGUAGGCUAAACAACUUUAUUUGGUAACUUCUGUAUGCUACUAAACUCAUCAAUAAAUAGCCUAGAUAUUAAUUAAUGAUCUCACCUUAAUUUAAGACCUUCAGCAAUUAAAAAUUAGCAGAAUAGACAAACAAUGACUCGAUGACACGUCUGACAUUAUUUUUUAAUUGAAUAACGAGUUGCCUCGGCUUGGCUGCAAUCGGUAAAGCAUGAGUGUAGAAAUAUAUAAGUCUGGUCGUGGUUUUUUAGAAUACAAUUUCGAUAAAAAUCCUUAUAGGCUCGCUCAGGAGCUCCUGCAGUUUAUUGCUUUUGAACAAUUUAUAGAAAUCUUUGGAAUGUAUUAUGUCCAGAGAAUUUAAUUAACAAUGCAAUAUAUUGUUGUGUAAACCAGCUUAUUCUAUUACUGAUAAAAUUGGAUGGUAACUCUCUUAAUGAUUUAAUACUGAUAAGUAAUAAAUAGAUAUAAGAUUUGCCCUGCGUGGUAUUGGGGAAUAAAAUAAAUGGUACCCCAUAAAAAAUUUGAUACAUAUAUUGUACAAAUAAAUAUUAAAAGUCAGAUAAAUAUGGAAAAUAUAUAGAGCAACAAAACAUACACAACAAAUACAAGAAUAAAUAUAUCAAAAAUAAAAUAUCACAGACUGGUACACUAUUCUUUAGCUCUUUAGCAUGAAACAUUACCAUGUGCUUUCUCAAUUCAUUGAUAAUAUGCAUUCAUUGGUAUUCAGCUUAGGUAUCGACUUGCUGUUGCUUGUCGAUUUAGGCAAUCUCACUUUA